Messenger RNA from Fusarium proliferatum ET1, 2907 nucleotides. RefSeq lists its product as uncharacterized. The transcript has 7 exons. Gene Ontology annotation, biological process: signal transduction. Gene Ontology annotation, molecular function: GDP binding; GTP binding; guanyl-nucleotide exchange factor activity. The record is from RefSeq and is a predicted model, not a curated record. Bases 1 to 2907 code for a protein of 968 amino acids. NCBI's taxonomy places the organism in Eukaryota, Fungi, Ascomycota, Sordariomycetes, Hypocreales, Nectriaceae. Gene Ontology annotation, cellular component: plasma membrane.
AUGGAUCCAUUGAGCGUGAUUGCCUCUGUAGCGGGGAUUGCAACCGCUGCAGGUGAGGUCAUCAAGAUUCUCGGUCCAUACACAACUGCAAGAGAGGACGCACCCAAGAUUGCGGCUGAAGUCUCCUCUGAAGCUCUCGCGACCCAAACUAUCAUUGCUGGGCUAGAACAGCUCAUCAGCAACUUCUCCACGUCUAAUGUGAGAUACGCGUCACUGAUACAGGUGGAUCAGUUGACAGCAGUGCUCUUCGAUGGAGUCAAGAUAUUUUCCGAGCUGUUGACAGCGCUGCAGACGCUGCCGCCACUUGAACCUAGUAGCCCUGGUGGAAGCCUGUGGACGCCGAUCCAGUGGGUCAGAAAGAAGAGUUCUUUAGCUGCAAUACUCCACAGAUUGCAGGCAUUCAAGUCAUCUAUCGUCUGCAUCUUAAGCAUUCUGCAGAGCGAUUCUCAAGCAAGAGCUGAAGAAGGUCAGCAGCUGUUAAUUACAGCAGUAGAUGACCUGCUCCGAUGCAACACUGAUCUAUCUAGGAGGAUGAUGGGCAUGGAAAACACUAUCGAUGCAAUGUCGCGUCGCCGAGCAACAAUCCAGUCCACGAGAGACAUGGAUACCCUGGAUCGUAAGAGUACGUCAUCUUGGCGGUCCUCUCUCUUCGAAUUUGACUUUGAGCAUGAUCUCAAAUUAUCUCGUGUUUACCGUCAUGCCAAGAGAGAUACCAUGGACUUUUCAGCACGCAGUUCUGUGGCCCCCACCCACGCAUGGUCGAGCUUGUCCGGAAUCAGUCUGAGUGACAUAUCUCACAUUUCCGUCCUAGCUCUUCCGCUGUACGUAGAGGACAUCUCGAAUCCACAGCAUUAUAAAUUUGGGAGGGAUAUCAUCCAGCUUACACCUUUACUGGCUCCAACGAUUCUCACGAGAUCGAUCUACCACGACUGCAUUGAAGUGCAACUUCAGUUAUCGCAGUUCGAAUGGUUCGCGCAGUUCCAGCAUCAGCUCUCCGAGGAUGAAAGUCCACUGUCAAAUCUUAUCUCCAUAUUUAGUCUAGGUACACCACUGCUGAUGCUGUUCGAUCAACUCGACAAUUCAUAUCACGAGAGAUGGAAAGAAUUGAUCGCGUCGAGUCCAUCUGACGAGGUAUCAAAAGCCGCGAUAACUGAGUUUGUUGAAGCUUGCAUCCAAUGUUCGCAUAUCCCCCCAUCCCAUUACGUCACGGAUACCGAAAUCCUACUUGACGAUACGACGAAUCAUGUGAAGGUCAUCAGCCUAGUGCGACUCCUUCUUUCGAGGCUAACCAAAGCCAGUGUAAUUCAAGCGAUCGUAUUUGAAUCUGCACCCAAUAUCUUUGCCAUGGAGCCCAACCCCGCAGGUUUGGCUGUGGAUGCAUUCCUCUGCGAUGAGAGGCUCUAUCUCCAACAUCUGGAGAGUCUAUUCGAAAAUGUCAAGAAGAUCAGAUCAUCUCGCAUCCUCCCCACAGAUACUUUCGACCCCUUGUUUGCGCCCGUCGGCCCACUGGUCAAUGUUCAAAGACAGUUUCUGAUAAAAGCCGAAAUGCUGGUUUCGAAACCGCAUGCACAGCAAACUUGGCAAAAGGCUUUCCAGGAAUGGGCAGUAGAUUCGAGCCCUUAUUAUGCCGCCCUCAUCACCGGGGAAGCAGAGUCAAAGUCAAUGGUCAGAGCUGCAUUCUCAUCGAGCAAUGUUAACGAUUUCGAGCGUCGAGGAUUAUUAGGCGAUGUCCUAGCAGUGCUUGGCCUUCCCACUCAACGACUAGACAAAUACGAUGCCCUUUUAGAAGAACUUACCCAAUACGGGCUCCAUGACCUUGAUCACAUAACAUCAGCAAAAACGAGUCUAAAAAUGGUUAAAGAGGCUGUUAACGAUUCCAACAUUGCUCGGGAACUCAACCGUGCUAAAGCUGCGCUGUCUAAAGACCAAGAUUAUGAGACCAAUAAGGUUAUUUGGGGACUGGGUAAACUCUUGAUGUUUGAUAGAGUCGAUACAAUGGAUGCUGGACAAGAAAAGAUCCAGCUCUAUUUGUUCCAGAAGGGGAUUUUGCAAGCAGUAGAAUCGCUCCCGAAGAGUCGACGAAGAGGUAUGCUAGGAUAUGGGAAGCCUUCCCCUCUAGAACUCCUCAGAGCCCGGCUGUCGAUUGUUCAAAUCAUUCUUGCAAAGGACAUCAAGCAAGUAGAAGAAGUCUCCGUAUCAGCUAAACAAGGAUUAAAUGCUUGCGAUAUUAAGUGGAUGGAUGAUGAAAACGAAUGCCAUAUCUGCUUUACUAUUGGUUCCCAAACAAGGUGUAUGGAAUGGAUAAAUCAAAUCAAAAAGGUCCAGCAUCAAAACCAACUCUACCUACGCUAUAAAAAGCUCCAGGGCAUGGCCCGGGCAGAAUACCCCUUGGUGUUGUUGGGUGCCGGGGGGUGUAGAACCAGUGAUCUCACCAUCCAAUUCGUCAAGCCCUACUUUUACGAUGAUUUUGACCCCUCCAAGCAAGACACAUAUCGUAGAUCAUGCGUCAUUGACAAUGAAGUUGCUGAAAUCGACGUGAUUGACACGACUGGACAAGAAGAGUAUUCUUAUUUUGCAACGAUAAAUCAGUUUGGCCGAGAAGUAGCAGGCUUCAUGCUGGUUUACAGUGUCACAAGUCGUCAGGGCUUUGAAGGAAUUACCACUUACUAUGAUCAGAUCCUGAAGCAAAAGGACAAGGAUUACUUCCCGACGGUUAUAGUUGGCAUUGAGUGUUUGCAGGAAUCGCUCAGAGAAGUAUCAACAGAAGAAGGUCGAUCCUUGGCAAAACGACUUGGUUGCAUAUUCGUUGAAGCAGAUGCCGAGUCCAGUGUCAAAGUCGAUGCGGCAUUCUUUGACUUGGUACGGGAGGUUCGACGGUAUCGCCGUGAUAUGAUUGGGUGUUGGUAA